ACUACUUGCCUUCCCCUCCCCGUCUCUCUCCGUCCCUCCCCGUCUCCAUUGCUUUCUCCGUUCCCCCGCACCCCCACCUCCCCCACCGCCGCGCCUCGUCCGCGGGCGGCGACGCGACGCGACGCGACGAGAGCAGGCGGCAGGAAUGCGGAUGUUCUCCAAGGCCUGCUCGCUCGUCGUCUCCUCCCUCCCGCGCUGCUCCUCCUCCGCCCCCGCGAUUAGGGGGCAGCCGUCGUUGAUACCGAGGGUCAGCAGGAAAUGGCUCGGGAAGCCGCUCAUGUACGGGAUCGGCACGCUGCUGGUCAUGCCCCUCAGGACGCUGCACGGGGUGGGCCGGAUGUUCGGGGCCGCGCGCUACCUCUGCAACAUGACCAGCGUCUCCUCGUCGCUGCAAAUCGAGCUCGUACCCUGUCUUCAAGAUAACUAUGCAUACAUCUUGCAUGAUGUGGAUACUGGAACAGUUGGGGUUGUAGACCCUUCUGAGGCGGUGCCUAUCAUAAACGCAUUGGAAAAGAGAAACCAGAACUUGACAUACAUAUUAAACACUCACCAUCACUAUGAUCAUACUGGUGGCAACUUGGAACUGAAGGCAAAAUAUGGUGCGAAGGUAAUUGGCUCUGAGAAGGAUAAAGAUCGAAUUCCUGGCAUUGACAUAACUCUCAGCGAGGGUGACACAUGGAUGUUUGCGGGUCAUCAAGUUCUUGUGAUGGAAACUCCUGGUCAUACAUCAGGUCAUGUGAGCUUUUAUUUCCCUGGAUCUGGAGCAAUAUUUACAGGUGAUACCUUGUUUAGUCUAUCAUGUGGAAAGCUUUUUGAGGGGACUCCGGAACAGAUGUACUCUUCACUCCAAAAAAUUGUAGCUCUUCCAGAUGUGACGAAGGUGUACUGCGGACAUGAAUAUACUCUGAGCAAUUCAAGGUUUGCCUUGAGCAUAGAACCAGGAAAUGAAGAACUUCAGGAAUAUGCUGCAAGUGCAGCUGAUCUGCGCAAUAAGAAUACACCAACGGUGCCAACAACAAUUGCGAGAGAGAAGCAGUGCAAUCCUUUCUUGAGGACCUCAAGUCCAGAGAUAAAGAAAAGGCUGUCCAUUCCAGAUCAUUUCGAUGAUGCACGUGUUCUUGAAGUUAUCCGACGGGCGAAGGAUAAUUUUUGACUAACCACAAAGGAAAUUCUCAUAAAACGAUGACACAACCAUCUCUUCGAAAAGCAGAAGUGGACAAAGAACCCCGCAAGACCACAACAGAAGGAACGCAUGGAAGGAAAUGUGUAUAGCUUGAUGUUCCUAGAAUGCUUUGGCGAAAAUUUGUCUCGCAUUGUAUGUAGCUUGCACAGAGUGCUUGUUAAUCUGAUAGCAGCUGGUGAUUCUUUUGUCGACUACAAAUAAAAUGUGUCCUGUAAUCAUUGAUAGUGUUCUUUAGUUCUUGUUAGCUCUUUGAUAGUGUUCUUUAGUUCUUGUUUCCUCAUUGUCUUGCCAGUUAUCAUUGUUUUCGUCAUGAUGAUAGAUUUUACCCUGGAAGAAUAUUUGGACAAUAUGCCGAUGUAGAUCUCAAUUACACUGGACCACUCCAUUGUAAA
Messenger RNA from Hordeum vulgare subsp. vulgare (domesticated barley), 1575 nucleotides. RefSeq names its product probable hydroxyacylglutathione hydrolase 2, chloroplastic. Gene Ontology annotation, molecular function: hydroxyacylglutathione hydrolase activity. The record is from RefSeq and is a predicted model, not a curated record. Bases 146 to 1153 code for a protein of 335 amino acids. The transcript is spliced from 8 exons. Lineage: Eukaryota; Viridiplantae; Streptophyta; Magnoliopsida; Poales; Poaceae.